Molecule: messenger RNA, 486 nt
Organism: Enterobius vermicularis (human pinworm)
Lineage: Eukaryota; Metazoa; Nematoda; Chromadorea; Rhabditida; Oxyuridae
Source: the annotation of a GenBank genome assembly
AUGUUAGGGUUACCAUACCCGAACACAGAUCUACCCAUUUUAUUUUUACAUACCAAGGGUAGGGAAAUUUUAACACGAACGAGGAGCUGGACGAACGAUCUUCAUAAUGAGACCGCCAUAAGGCUUCGGAGAUUUAUCAUGGCAAAAAUCCCGAACGCAGACGUAACGAUACUCUUUUACUACUCAGCUGCAGUAAAGAGUAUCGAACAGCAAGAUCCGACGGCCGCAGUGUACAGCAUCAACUGCUAUCAGGGCGGAGAGUGUGAUUUUUGUAUUAUAGUUACUACAUGUGUAGCGUCUAAUAGUGAAUCUAAAAAUUUUAAUUUUGUUUUAGAUCCUCAGCGAACGAAAGUAGCACUAUCGCGAGCGAAAGAAGGUGUAGUAAUAAUUGGAGAUAGGGACGUGCUUUUUCAGUCGGAAGUUUGGGGAUCGUUCAUCAAUAAAUAUUCAGAGGCCUCGGGUAAAUCAUCAUUAUUUUAUGGCUGA